AUGGCGGAUAUUAAUGAACUUAUAAAAGAAGAGGAAGCAAAAUAUGGGCCUUUUUUUGGGACACUUGGUGUCUCUGCGGCGAUGAUGUUUACAGCGGCUGGAUCAGCUUAUGGUACUGCUAAAGCAGGUACUGGCAUUGCAUCGAUGUCAGUUAAUCGACCAGAUCUUGUUAUGAAAGCUAUUGUUCCCGUUGUUAUGGCUGGUAUUGUUGCAAUUUAUGGUCUUGUUGUAGCCGUUAUUAUUUCUGGCAAAGUGCAACCGGCUAGUAAAGACUACACAGUGGUGUCAGGUUUCAGUCAAUUUGCAGGUGGUUUAGUUUGCGGCUUAUGCGGAUUGAGUGCAGGUUAUGCGAUCGGUAUUGUCGGUGAUGUUGGUGUGCGAGCGCUUUCAUUACAGCCGAGAUUUUUUGUUGGCAUGAUUCUUAUAUUGAUUUUUGCCGAAAUGUCAGGAAGUGGUCCAGAAAUCAUCGAACAAGUUGCGUAUGCACCAUUUUUCGGUUAUAUGGGUGUUGCUUCAGCACAGAUUUUUGCUGUGCUUGGUGCUGCAUAUGGUACUGCAAAAUCAGCUGUGGGUAUAGCUAGUAUGGGUGUUAUGCGACCUGAACUUAUUAUGAAAUCGGUCAUUCCUGUUAUUAUGGCUGGUAUUAUUGGUAUCUACGGCCUUGUCGUGGCUAUGGUGUUGAAAGGUAAAAUUACACCAGCAUCACAAGGUUAUACUAUCCAUCAAGGAUUUGCCCACUUCGCCGCUGGAUUAACUUGUGGACUUUGUGGUCUCGGUGCCGGUUAUGCCAUAGGUAUUGUAGGAGAUGCUGGAGUCCGAGGAACUGCCCAGCAACCGCGACUUUUUGUCGGAAUGAUUCUCAUCCUUAUUUUCUCUGAGGUAUUGGGUCUAUAUGGUAUGAUUGUCGCACUUCUUUUGGGUACUUCAUAA
This is a messenger RNA of Dracunculus medinensis (Guinea worm), 930 nucleotides long. The record is from the annotation of a GenBank genome assembly. Lineage: Eukaryota; Metazoa; Nematoda; Chromadorea; Rhabditida; Dracunculidae.